Molecule: messenger RNA, 4362 nt
Organism: Serinus canaria (Common canary)
Lineage: Eukaryota; Metazoa; Chordata; Aves; Passeriformes; Fringillidae
Gene: CIB2
Product: calcium and integrin binding family member 2
Exons: 5
Coding region: 479-901 (140 amino acids)
Molecular function (GO): calcium ion binding
Source: RefSeq, a predicted model, not a curated record
AUAAUUUUAUUAUUAAACCAGUUGUCUCCAGCAGGGGGAUACUUAAAGUAAGAAGACAAUUUUUUUUUGUAGUUUUCCAUAUUCUUUUAAUGAAUACUUUUGGCAUAUACCUUCUAUUUUAGAUUUAAUUUUGUUUCUGGUCUGGUCAUUCCACAUUGGAGAAGUAUCUCAGCAACCUGGCUUUUCCUCCUGAGCUAUCACACUAUCAAUAUCUUUCUUUUUACUGAUAGGCCUGCCCUUGAAAUAUUUCUGUUAUUUUCUAGUGUAUGUUGCUUUCUGAGUCAAAUGUAGAUGGCACCCAAAUGGCAUCGUUAAUGUUUCUCUGUCAGAUCUGAGUUUCCUUCCAAAAGGCUGAGAUAUAACUCUUUGAGCUGCUUUCAAUAUUUCUGUAGCACAAUGACAUAUUUUGUUUCUUUAACAGGAUUGCACGUUCUUCACUCGGAAGGAAAUCCUUCGGUUGCAUGGCCGAUACCAUGAAAUGGCACCAAACGUUGUGCCCAUGGACUAUACAAAGGACCCAGAUGUUAAACUACCUAUGCAGCUUAUAAUAAACAUGCCUGAGCUGAAGGAGAAUCCCUUCAAAGAAAGGAUUGUGGAGUCUUUCUCAGAAGAUGGAGAGGGGAGCCUGAGCUUCAAUGACUUUGUGGAUAUGUUCUCCGUGCUCAGUGAAAUGGCUCCCCGAGAGCUGAAAGCAAUCUAUGCCUUUAAGAUUUAUGACUUGGAAAAAACCCUCAAUAAGCUGACCCGGGAAGAGCUGACAGCAGAGGAAAUUACUCUGGUUUGUGAGAAGGUGAUAGAAGAAGCUGACAUGGAUGGUGAUGGGAAAUUAGGAUUUGCAGAUUUUGAAAACAUGAUUUCCAAGGCACCAGACUUUCUCAGUACUUUCCACAUAAGAAUCUGAAGAUGUUUCUGCCAGUCCAACCUUUCUGAAUCUCAGGCACUCCAGGGAGUUUUGCCCUCUAAUGAGGGCUUCCUAGAACUCAGCAGAAAGUACUGAAAGAAUUCUGGUCCACAAAGAGACAGAAGCAUCAUGUGAUCUACAGGAUAUUUGGAACAGACACAUUUUUAUCUUCUCUGCUGGCCAAGCACUCUGGCGAAGAUGGUUGGUUGUUGGAGUGUGGUAUUUCUUUUUUUGCCCCUUUUUUUCAACAGUCAGAAUCAGAAUAUUAUUAAAGGUAUUUCCACAGAGUUUUUAUAUUUAUGAAUAUUUAAUACUGUUCUUAAUAGUGAAAAAAACCCAAAACCAAAAAACUGAGAGAUUAGCUUUGGUGUGUUUUCCAAGAGUAUUUGAAAGAAAGCACGGGCCUUAAAUAAGGAGAUGCCUCUAUCACUGUGUUGUACAGCUGGGAUCUUGCAUGGAAAAUACCUGAGGUGAAAGAACUGCAGUCAAGAUCAAGCUCCCAGUGUUGAAGACAGCCACAGCCCAGGUUUGCCUUUCAGCCACUAAAAUGGCAACUUCUGGGUUUGGUGCUUACCUUCAACCAAUGGAUUGUUGUGUCCUUAUAAAACUUGAAAUAUUUGCCUUUUGUAUAUGAUAACUGUGUUAUUUUCUUCCCAAGAUAAAUGUUAAAACUGUGUCCUUAUUCUCAAAGGGGCUCCUGCAUUUUACUCAUUCUAUGGGCAGAUAAUGUUCUUGAAUGGAGGAACAUGGUCAUCUGUAACUCAUGAAGAAGUUGAAGAAGCACAGAACUACUAUUAAGGACAUGAAAAGAUAUUUUCUUUUGAAACAAGCUAUGCAAUCUCUCCCAUAAAAUGCAUGAAUGCAGUUAUAUCUUUUUAUUUCCUCUGCAGCUGGAAAUCAGCUAGAUCUCUUAUUUUCUUUUUUUUUUCUUUUUUUUUCUUUUUUUUUCUUAUUUCUUCUUUUUUUUUUUUUCUAAAUAAUUUUUACCUCCAGUAUUGUUUAGGUACUGGGACCUGAAGACAAUCAUAUAUGUAUUAAUUAUUGUACUAACAGUCAAUAGAAGGGCUCUGUCACUUACAUGGCUUCUGUAUCAAGGUCAUUACAAUUAAAACUUUUGAAGCAUUCUGUUGUGCUUUGAGACUCUUUAGGCUGACCACAUACUAAUUUCCUUUCUGAUCAUUAUUCCAAUUACUAUAAAGUUAAAUCUUACAAAGAAUGAAAUGUGUUAUAUAGAAAACUGUUAAGUAGAGAAUCUAACCUGUUUAUAAUUUCUGUAGGGAUGGUGAUGCCUGUCUACCUCAGAAACUCUUCUGUGUGGUGAGCUUGCAGGGUAGCUUUGCUGUUCAGAUUUACACACUACGAAUAAAGAAGAAAUAUUUCUCUAGCAGUAUGUGUGUACAUUAAAAGUUUCAGUGGAAAUUUUGGCUAUUCAAAGUAUUCAGGACAGACAUGUCUAAGAUUGCACAGUGAAAAUGACAGUAAUUUUUACAUUUAUUUGUAAUACAUAUCUUAGAGCUAUCAUGCUCAUUGAUGUUUAUAGCAUUUUAAUGCUUCCUCCUACUGAUUUCUGUUUAGGUAAAGAAAUUAAAACCUGAAUUCCUUUAUCCAAGUUAAAAUUAACAGAAAUCAAUCCUCAAAUUAAGUUCUGAUUGAGUAAAAAGAGAUUCAAGCCUGUUGUUCAUUUUGAGCAGAUUAAGUUAGAUGUAUCAGCUGACUCAAAAUAUUUGCAAGACAUCGGCAUUAAAAGAGAUUAUGUUAAAGUUACUUCCUCUUAAUUGAAGGAUCAGCGUAAUUUUAUAAAAAUUUUUUUCAAGACAGACAUUUAAUCUUGGAAGCCUUACGAGGUGUGUAGGAAGAUAUGAUUAGGAUGUAUUUGUAAAAUACUAGGUUACAAAAUCUGGGAUCAGAUUAUCCAGAUAAAAAGGGUCUGGUGCUGAUGAUAUAGGUCAGUUCCUUCUGGCAUCAACAUUCCUCUGUGUGUAAUGAUUGUUAUUAGCUAAAAUUCCUGUUUUCUUGACAGUGUGUGUCCUUCUUGGGUUAUAUCAUACUCCGCUCUUAAAGGAUGAGUGGCCUUGGAAGUGCUCAGUGUGUUGUUUCCUUGGGUCCUCCCUGACCUAAAUGUCAGAAAGCCCUUAGGAGACAUGUGAGCUUGCAGCCACAUGUUUGACCUUGGAAUCAUCCACCUCAGCUGAGUAACAAAGAGAGAAAUAAAUGAGGAGCACAUUGUGGAGAAAUAUUCCUGUUCAUAGAGACGUGUUCUUGCAAAAUAUUGCAGAUACAAAUGUGUGCAGCUGUCCUAACUGCCUUUAUUUUUUUGACUUACAUUCAUGUCCUGUAAGAAAAACCAGAGCAACAUUGUGUGUUCCUGGCAUUUGAGAAAGAUCUGUACACUCAGCCCUUCAGCUCUGCCUAGUGGUGGGUGAGUAUUUCCAGCACCUGAUGGCAAAGGUGAGGGAUGGAUUUCUGAACAGCUUUGAAUUGGUGCUUGCACAGUUGUCUGUAGCUGGAUGCCUUGUGACUGGCAGUUUUCUUACAGCAAGAUUGUUGAGUGAGUAGUUCAGUGGGAUGCAAAUUUAAUCCUGUCACAAGGCACCAAACCUGCUGGACUUUGGCAAUUGUAUUACUGGCACAAUCUAGCAGAUUCUCUAGCAAGUGUUUCUUCAACCAGCCUUACUCUCAAAGAACUAUCAGGCCAUGUGGAAAGAAACUGGAACAGUAAAAGAGGUUUAGAUUAAAACAGUUUUGGAUUUGGCCCAAAAGUCAGAGGACAUACAUUUUGAAUUGCAGAAAAGUGUUAAAUAUAAACAGACAUUAAUAUAUUUUUUCAAAAAUGGACAAAGAAAAAUGAAAACCAUUACCUAAAGCCUCUAUCAAAACAGCUGUGUGUGUGUGAUCUCUCAUUUAUAUACAGUUAAAGCAUCUUGGGGACAAAACAAAGAGUUGUGAAAGUAAAUAAAACAGUAUCAAAAAGUAAGAAAUAACUUGGUUAUAAUAAUUGAUCAUUGUUUUAAGGAAAUACUGUAAGCCAAGAUUUGCAACAGCCUGCAGGCCAAAAUCUGAUUUGCAUUACUUCCACAAUAAUCUCCAGUAACUGCUGACUUCAGUGGAAUUAACUCAUGUCUGUAAUUGGAUCUGUGUUGGGGAAAGUACUUGAGGUUUUGCUGCAGUUCUUUGUGCCCUCUCAUGCCCUUUGAUGUAAUCUUCAUGUGCUGAAUGCUCUUCUCUUAACCAAUAACCACAUGCUCUUCUUUGUCAACAGGCUCACUGUUGGAAUCUCUUGCAAUUUAUUGCAGUCACAGAGGAACAGUCUCCUUUCUUUUUAUCCCUAGGACUAAUUUUUAUUUCCUUGUGCAUCUUAGAGGCACUUACGAUGGAACCUCACUAGGUGGCACCACACCACCAUAGCGAGUCAGAACUUCAUAACUUCAUUUAACAGUUUAAAUGUCCCUGAAAUACAGGAU